ACAAACCUACUUUGAGACGUUUCCAGCGAAAUGGUUAAGCAACUGUACACGAUAAAUUCAUCGACGUCAGUUUACUUGUGACUUCAGCAUGAAAGGUUUCACUUCCACAGCGAGAUCCGAACUCAACAUUGUUUUCUUUGUGGUGUAUUCUAGUCUACUUGUAAUUCCAGUCACUGGCGGGUGCAGAUUGUCUGAUUACUUGUGUGACAACGGUAACUGUGUUACCCACAACCGUUUCUGUGAUGGGACUGAUGAUUGUGGAGACGGAAGUGAUGAACCCACGGGAUGCACAAAUUGCAACCGGACGUACUACGGUCUCGUUGGAACAAAGUAUCCCUUACGUAUGACAAAACCGUUUCAUCGCUCAUUUCCAUACGUCUGCCGGAUUACAUUUGUAGCUGAAGGAGGAGAUUACGGAGGCAUCGUGGAGAUCUCCUUUCUCUCCUUUCAGCUCGGUUCCUUCCAGUUAGAUGGGAGAGACAAAUGGACAUGCCAAGACGGAUCCAUGCAUAUCAUUGAGGAAGAAAAGCCAAACUACAAACCAACGUAUAAUUCGUUCACGGUUAGUAACGAUGGAGAGUCUAGUUAUGGCUAUUUCUGCGGUAAAAUGUCUGGUCGAAGGUCAACUUUCUAUAGUACGACGAGAGCUGUGGUUGUGACAGCGGUGUUUCCCCAGGUCCUGUCUCCGUACCUAGCAGUUCCCGGAGUGUUUCUUACGUACAGGUUUCAUCGGAAGUCGCUAAGCUUACUCAGUGAUGCAUUCGAGUCGAGAAUUACGGAGGGCACAAGGCUGUCCAGCUGGACCUGUGAUAGGUCUUUCAAUGAUUGCUACACUCGAAGGUGUUUAUUACGCUCCCCCAACUACCCUGGGUUUUAUUUGAGGAAUGUUACCUGUAACUACUGGAUUGAACAGUCUUAUGCUCCAUCUGGCUAUGUCGCCCAAAUUGAAAUUUUCCAAGAAAAUGAGUUUAAAGUCGACGUAGGAAGUGGGUUUUCCAGCACCAGAAAUGUAAUUCAUCGCCAACUGACAACCACUUGCCCAGGAGACGUCGUUCGUGUUUAUGACGGAAGAACAACAUCAGCUCCCCUAUUGGUAGAAUUCUGCGGAUCUGGAGCUGUCCCAAAGAUUGUCACGAGCGGUCCAACAGCUCUAGUACAGCUCAUUAGCCAUCCCUACCAACCACUUCGGAGAUCUCUUCUGGAGCUCAUAAGUUCGGUAAGGUUUCGUCCCGAUUCCGAAUUUAGGGUUAAGCGAAGAAAAUGCGAAUUCUACAUAUAUGGUAACCAAAACAAAAGCGGUUCUAUAUACAGUCCUUCCCAUAGUCUUGCCACAAACACAACUUGCGUUUUUAAUUUUAUUGGAAAAGCUCCUUUUUCGAAAAUAUGGUUAUACUUUGCCUCAUUUUAUAUCCCUGACUCCCAGGCAUGGUCUAAGGCAGAAAAAUGCGAUGUGGCAAAGCUACAGAUUUUUGACCCUUUUGUAAACGACCAGAAAAAGAACGCUUUGUUCAGAGGCUUUGGCUUUGGAGGUUUAGUAAGCAAUUACUGUGAAAAAUCCUACCCCCGAAUGUGUACUCACGCACGCGACGCCCCAGAUCUAUCUCCUCUCCGUCCCUGUCGUGUACCGGAAGAAAGCUAUCUGUCAGCCGGGCCUGAGAUGAGUGUGAUGUUUAUGGUCUACGAAAACUCCAAACUUAAACCAGUUCCGAGCACGUUCCUCGCCAGGUACGAGUUUAUCGACACCAUGCUGGACGGCUAUCCUGUUAACGGAGCGCGGUGUGACCGGCGGUUUGUCAGCAGGAUAAGUAACGCUGGAAAGCUACGGUCACCAAGAAAUCUGUUUUUUUAUGGUAGAGGUGGGAACUUCAACUUAAGGUGCUCGUUUCAUUUCGAAGGAUUACCAGGGGAGAAGGUUCGGAUCACCUUAGAAAACAUAUUGCUGGGAAGUCCGGAUUCAGGCUGCGAGACUCAUUUUGAUCCAGUCAGCAAACGUUACAACUGCCACCCGAGGGUAUCGACUUCGAGUUACGGACUUCUCAACACCACGGAGAAAAUCGGUAGUCUUCACAUUCCAGGGGACUGUGUAUGUGGGUCAAGCCACGUGAUACCCAGCACCCUUAUAUUAGAAUCGGUGAGCAAUGAGAUGCUACUGUCCUUCGUUGUGGAGGAAAUGACCACUAAAGACGAUUUUAAUGAUUUUUUUUUCACGGGAAUUUACGAGUUUAUCGCCCGUAGCUAUUGUGCCAAUGAAGAAGCAUUCAGUGGACCUGCUGGGGAUGUUUCUUUGAAGAUCCCCCCUGCAGUUGUAGAAAAUAUGGUGCCAUUUAGAUGUAGAUGGGUCAUUCAAGCGCAGGUUCAUAGAUUUUUAUAUUUCUCGGCAGAGGGGAGUUCUGAGGAUCGAGGUUGCCAUGGAAACAGGCUAUUAGUGUACAGCAUGUAUGAAAACAGGCGUAUAAAGACUAUAUGUUUGGAAAAAACGUCUGUCGGUUUUCGAAAAAUUACUCAAGUUUUUAGUCCCCUGUGGAAAUCAGAACAUUACCUACUAAACCAGUCUCACAGAGGUUUUUCUGACAAGUUGGUAAUUGAAGGGAUUUCCGUGAUGGCUGGAGAACUGUCGUUUAGUUGGCUAGAGGUUAUGAAGCCCUACGUAAGGUCGAGUACAGGGAAACUGGUGAGAAAUACUGACUGUCAAUACGAAUGUCCCGAAAUUCGGGCGUGUAUCAGCAGGGAUUUGUGGUGUGACGGAAAAAUCCAUUGUCCUUCUGGUUGUGAUGAAGUACCUGGCCACUGCCACGAAUUUCCUACUUUGUACGUCGCCAUUGGAGUCAGUGUAAGCGUUAUAUUGCUGUUUGUUGUGUGUUUACUGGUUACCACGAGAAUUUGUAGCCACGACCUAAGGAAAGGUUCUCAGCCCGUACCGACAGAAGAGGUUCAAAUGGAGACGACAAUUGGUUGAAUAAAAUGACGGAGACAAGAACUGGUUGAGUAGUCAUAGUAGAACAUUACCGAUAUGUACUUUAAUAAAGGUUGUGUGUGUUCCGCUGCUUUAAGGAGAAGAAUUUCAAAAUCAAUCAUUUUUGGGAAAUCGGCUCCAAAUAUAUGUUCUUAAAUCGAAUACAUUUGGAAAAAAAUGCUAUGAUAUUUGACUACUUCCACUGAAGUUUUAUUGAAGAACAACCAAAAAAAAAACACAAAAAAAAACACUGUGUAUAAAAUAAAAUUAAAUUCUGGGUGCUAAGAAUAAAUAAUUAAAUUGUUUGGUGGAGAUUAAAUGAAAAGUUAAAGUAACAGCCAGCAGGUGGAGCACAAUUAGAAAUAUUUUUCGCUCGUUCAAAAAAAAAAAGAAAGAAAAAAGAGCUUUAACAGAUGCCCUCUUAUAGUGAUUAACUACGUUUUAUUUGAGAUCAGCUGUUGAUCAAUUAAAGCUUGUGUUUAAAACAUAAUUUGAUGUUAUUGAUUGUUUCUAAAUGCUACGAAGUAUCUGACAAACACAGUCCUUUAUAAAAGCGGUUUUUAGUUUAAUUAUUCUCGAUUUUCUUUUCGCUUCUUCGAUUGGCUAUAAUUUAAGUUUUCGCUUCUUCGAUUGGCUAUAAUUUAAGUUUUCGCUUCUUCGAUUGGCUAUAAUUUAAAUCCUGGUGUGAUAUAUAUGCGAGUUCAAGAAUGAUAUAUUUUGUAUAAUGAUCGUCUCUUAUAUGUUAUGUGUAGCAUUUAGAUUUAUAAAAAUGGAAAAUGGUGUCCUACAAAUGCUGAAAUUCUAAAAGAUCACAAAAAAGGAAAUUACGUGUCUGAUUCAAGAAAACUAUAAGAUUUUCAAACAAAUAUUUGUCUCGAUUUGUAAAUUUCAACGUUUUUAGAACCUAAAGCUGAUGUUUAUUCUCCAUACACCGAGUGGAUAUAUAUAUAUAUAUUCUGGUAAACUGUUCGAAUCAUUGAUGGUGAUCUGUUGUUCAACUCACACUCAUCAACUCUCGCACACAUACACACAACCCUCGUGUUUAAGUCACUGUCGAGAAACACGUGGGCUUGGGUUCAAGACUACUAAUGAACAAAGGCCUAAUUUGUGCCGUCGCAACCAAAUCCCAGUAAAAUCAUAUUAAGAUAUGUUUUCUCGUAUGUUUCUAUUAUCUGUUUAUAAGUUGAGUUUUAUGUUUAUGAUAACUAAGGGUAAAUACGUUAGAAAGGAUAACAUAUUUAACUGCACUAAUUACCCGUGUAAGCUUAUGGUUACGUGUUAAUAGAAACGACGUAAUAUUUCAAUAUUUAUUUACUCUCGUGUGUGCACAACAUAAUUUUUCACCAACCUAUACUAAAAAAAAACUGAUGUUACUCAUAUUAUGUAAAAGUUUUUUUUUACCUAUGUGCUUUGAUCGUCGACUUGCAAGUGUCUUAAAUUAGUCACUCACUUUUAAAAGCGUCAGCCGUGACUGAAGUAAGGUCGACUUACAAGUCAUUCUCUAAAACACAAUUGAUUCGACUUUCAAGUGUCUUAAAUCAGUCACUCACUUUUAAAAGCGUCAGCCGAGACUGAAGUAAGGUCGACUUACAAGUCAUUUUCUAAAAUACACACACACACACAGCGAAAGAAACAAAAGUUCUAAAUUUUAAGUAAUUUGAUUAUUUUUGUCUCUAGGUUUGAAAGUGAUGUAAAUAAUUGAAUAUUAUACGUGUUUUGGUUCUUAACGUGUAAAGUAUAUACAUGAUUUAUUUAAUGCU
Molecule: messenger RNA, 4713 nt
Organism: Limulus polyphemus (Atlantic horseshoe crab)
Lineage: Eukaryota; Metazoa; Arthropoda; Merostomata; Xiphosura; Limulidae
Exons: 3
Coding region: 89-2956 (955 amino acids)
Cellular component (GO): plasma membrane
Molecular function (GO): protein binding
Source: RefSeq, a predicted model, not a curated record